Molecule: messenger RNA, 2091 nt
Organism: Cordyceps militaris CM01
Lineage: Eukaryota; Fungi; Ascomycota; Sordariomycetes; Hypocreales; Cordycipitaceae
Product: Mutator-like element transposase, putative
Exons: 2
Coding region: 1-2091 (696 amino acids)
Biological process (GO): L-valine catabolic process; thymine catabolic process
Molecular function (GO): malonate-semialdehyde dehydrogenase (acetylating, [NAD(P)+]) activity; methylmalonate-semialdehyde dehydrogenase (acylating, NAD+) activity
Source: RefSeq, a predicted model, not a curated record
AUGUCGGCACUGGGGCCCUCUGGCUCCAACGCGCAUGCCGCCUUGAAUUUACCGCAGGCUGGCCUCCGUCGCGGUACUGCCUUCCCACCAUCGCACCCGAACCAGCCUAAUAAGCCGCCGCCCGCGCCCCAUGCCGCUUCGCCCUAUCAAACCUACACGCCGCAGCAGUCCACCACGAGCGCCUUUCAUCAGAUGUUCACCCCGAACCAAAUGAAUGCCAAUGCUCCCAAUGGACCUUCGCGCGCCCCCAAUUCUCAUGUUCCCAAUAAUCUCGCCGCCCAGCGCCAGCGUGGUGCCCCCCCUCGCCAGCAAAUGGCCCAACCGAAUCCUUCACCCAUGGUCUUCCCUGGCUCCAUUAGCCAAUCUAUUCAACAUGAUCCGAUCCUCUCCCAUCACCAGCACCCCCAGCAGCACCCCCAGCAGCAUCAGCAGCAUCCGCAGCAGCACCAGCAGCACCAGCAGCAAUCCCACCACCAGCAACAACACCCAGGACACCAGAACCACCAGCAACAGGGACAGCAUCAGCAACAUCCUCACCAGCAGCAACAUCAGCAACAUCAACAGCAACAUCCUGGUCCUCCCACCCAUCCCAUGACGGCACAACAUAGCCAACAGAGCCAACAAACCCAGCAAUCGCAUCAACACCAACCUCAGCAACCUCAACAGCCUCACCACAACCAUACUGGCCACCCCACCCACCCGACACAUCAACACCCCGCUCAUCAGAGCCAUCCGCUACACCAGCCUCAUCAGUCACUGCAGCAGCAGCAACAACAACAUCAGCAGCAGCAGCAGCAGCAGCAGCAGCAGCAGCAACACCAGCAUGCCCAGUUACAGCAGCAGCAGCAGCAGCAGCAGCAGCAGCAACACCAGCACCAGCAACAACAGGCUCAGCAGCAGCAGCAAGCACAGCAGCAGCAGGCUCAACAGCAGCAGCAAGCCCAACAAAAGCAGCAGUCUCAACCUCAGCUUCCGCCGCAACAACGCACUCCGCAACCGCAACCACAGAAGCAGCCGACCCCCCAGCAGCAGCAGCAACCAGGUCCUUCGAACCAGCAACAAUCAUUGCAGCACCAAGCAAAAAGCCGUACUCCACAAGCGCAGCAAACUCACGUUACUCCUCAAUCAAUCCCUGCUCGUCUCCCACAACAAGAGGACCACACGGUCGAAGAUGUCGAAAUGGACGGUCAGGGAGCAACUGAGGACCCUAAUGCCUUGGAUGCCAAGCUUCGCAACGAUCCAUCGUUUGUCCCAUCACAACCUAUGGGUGAUAUGAUGUCGCCGCCGCCAGAAGGCGGCAGCUAUCCCACACUAGAAGCCGUGCAAAAAGCCGUUCUUCGUUACUGUACCUCUGUCGGUUAUGCUAUUGUCAUUGGCCGUUCCAAGAAGACGGUACCUGGGCUGAAGAAGGUUCUUUUUGUUUGUGACAGAGCUGGGAAGCCUCCAAGCCGUGUCAGCCCUGAAUUCCGUAAACGCAAGACGUCGUCUCGCAAAUGCGACUGUCCAUUUGGUUUCUUUGCUAUUGAACAGCGUACCCAGUGGACUAUUCGUUACCGACCCAACCCGCAACAUCUGACGCACAAUCAUGGCCCCAGCGAAGGUCCUUCGGACCACCCUGCCGCUAGGAAACUGGACAGCAAAAUGGUCGCCGAGGUCAAGCGACUCAAAGAAAAUGGGGCGGGCGUGCCAGAAACGUUGCAAAUUCUGCAAACUGAAAACCCUGAAUGCCACCUCCUCCCGAGAGACAUUUACAACGCGCGAGCUGCUAUCAAUCGCAAUCCGACCAAGGUGGCAUCAGGUAUUGCUGAAAACCGGCCAGCGAUAUACACCAAGACGGCACAGUCCCCGGAGGACCGAAUCCGUGCUGAACUACGGCGUGAGCUCUCCAAGGUCCGCGAUGAUAUGAAGAAGAUGGAAGAAGAGAAGCAAAAGGAAAUCGACGCGCUCAAGAUUCAACUCAAGGAAAAGGAGCAGCUAAUUGAAAAGUUUGAAAUGUUCAUCGACAUUUGCAACGGAAGAGUCAUGGUGCAGCGCCAGAGACUGGCUGGUCAGGAGCAAGGCGGCGCCAGCGGAAGCAAUCCAGCACCUUAG